This is a messenger RNA of Bombina bombina (fire-bellied toad), 1073 nucleotides long. RefSeq names its product carbonyl reductase [NADPH] 1. The record is from RefSeq and is a predicted model, not a curated record. NCBI's taxonomy places the organism in Eukaryota, Metazoa, Chordata, Amphibia, Anura, Bombinatoridae. The transcript has 3 exons. Gene Ontology annotation, molecular function: carbonyl reductase (NADPH) activity. Bases 84 to 917 code for a protein of 277 amino acids.
UGGCAACAAAUACUGUACUAGUAGUUCCACACUUCCUUCCUUUCAGCUUCAGGUGCCAGUAGCUUCCAGCGUUGUUCUGCAGCAUGGCUGGCACUAGAGUAGCGGUAGUGACAGGCGGUAACAAGGGCAUAGGGUUUGCUAUAGUGAAGUCCCUGUGCAAGAAGUUCCAGGGGGAUGUCUAUCUGACAGCCAGGAGCCCCGAGCUGGGGCAGGAGGCCGUGAAGGAUCUAAAGGACAAGGAAGGAUUGUCAGCUCACUUCCAUCAGCUGGACAUCAACGACCUGCAGAGUAUCAGGAACAUUAGAGAUUUCCUCAAGGAGAAGUACGGGGGGAUUGACGUGCUCAUUAACAAUGCUGGGAUUGCUUUUAAAGCUGCGGACACUACCCCGUUUGCUACUCAAGCUGAAGUCACCUUGAAAACCAACUUCUUUGCUACUAGAGAUGUCUGUGAUGAACUCUUACCCCUUAUAAAGCCAGGAGGUAGAGUUGUCAAUGUAUCCAGCAUGGUUAGCGUUAAUUCCCUGGGACGUUGCAGCCCUGAACUCCAGAAGGUGUUUCGCAGUGACACCAUCACAGAAGACGAAUUGGUAAAAUUAAUGGAGACGUUUGUUGAAGAUACCAAAAAUGGAGAUCACCAAGAAAAGGGUUGGCCAAACACAGCUUAUGGAGUAUCCAAAAUCGGGGUAACAGUGCUUUCCAGGAUCCAAGCACGGCUUCUAAAUGAGAAGAGAAAGGGGGAUGGCAUUUUACUCAAUGCCUGUUGUCCUGGAUGGGUAAGGACCGAUAUGGCUGGUCCCAAGGCUCCCAAGACUCCAGAUGAAGGUGCAGAGACACCGGUGUAUUUGGCUUUACUGCCCCCUGAGGCCGAUUCACCUCAUGGGCAAUUUUUAAGUGAAAAGAAAGUUAUAAAAUGGUAAUAAAAUUUACAAUAAAUGCUAAACGCAGUAUAAUCACCUCCUUUAUGAACAAAAAGCCUUAAUAUAUUAGGAAACUAUGUAGUGUGUAUAAAUGUUUAAACCUUUAUUUCUUUUCUUGUGCUUCUAUUUUGAAAUAAAUACUUUGUUUACCUAAAA